CCACACGCAUUCUGCUUCGCUCCCCCACUUCCUUCCCUCUUCUUCUCCGAGCUCAAGGAAUCCUCUCCACAGACACACACAGAGAGAGAAAAAGAGAGCGCGCGCGCGAGAGAGAGAGAGAGAUGAGCACUCCCAUGGAGAUCUCGUCCCAGAACGGCUUGGAGACUGAGCCCCUUGUCCAACCUUCCUCCCCCUCCCCAUCCCAAGAACGAGGAAAUCAAGAUCACCCUCUUCCCACAACCGCGUCCUCCACUCUCUCCCUCAACGACGAGGUCCAUGUAUCAGUGGAGGUCUGCUUGAAGCCUUCGAGUGUGGCACGGUUCGAAGAUGUUCGAGCUGCAGUCGAAAGGAUGCUGGAAAAGAGAAGCUUGAGUUAUACGGAUGGUCCUAUUCCGGUGCCUGAUGAUGAUAUGUUUCUAGCACAGAACGUACAAAGAAUUUGCAUUUGUGACACAGAUGAAUGGGUAGAAAGUGGGAAAGUUGUCUUGUUUUGGCAAGCCAAGCCACUUGUGCAUGUAUUUCAGCUUAGUGAAGAGGGACCUGGUGAGGAACCUAGCGGGGAUGAGCUACUUUCUAGCUUUCAGGAAUGGGUUCUCCCUGCUAGAGAAUUUGAUGGUUUAUGGGAAAGCUUAAUUUAUGAAACAGGUCUCAAACAACGGUUGCUGCGUUAUGCUGGGAGUGCUUUAAUUUUCACAGAGAAAAGAGUAGAUCCAUUUCUUGUGUCAUGGAAUCGUGUUGUUCUCUUGCAUGGACCACCAGGAACUGGGAAAACAUCUUUGUGCAAAGCUUUGGCUCAGAAGCUUUCCAUUCGUUUGAGUUCAAGGUACACCCAAUGUCAAUUGGUUGAAGUGAAUGCCCAUUCUUUGUUCAGUAAAUGGUUUUCGGAAAGUGGAAAAUUGGUUGCAAAGCUUUUCCAAAAGAUUCAAGAAAUGGUGGAGGAGGAAAACAAUUUGGUCUUUGUUUUGAUAGAUGAAGUGGAGAGCCUUGCUGCUGCCCGACAAGCAGCCUUAUCUGGUUCUGAACCUUCAGAUUCUAUUCGGGUUGUGAAUGCUUUACUUACUCAGCUGGACCGGUUAAAGGCCUGGCCUAAUGUGUUUAUUUUAACAACAUCCAACAUUACAGCUGCAAUUGAUAUUGCUUUUGUUGAUCGUGCUGAUAUCAAGGCAUAUGUUGGCCCUCCUACCCUUCAAGCACGUUAUGAGAUAUUGAGGUCAUGUGUAUUGGAACUCCUGCGAACUGGGAUACUUUUGCAUACCGAGGACCAUGAUCCCCUAGAAAUUCCAAACUACAUAAGCUUGAUAGAGAAGUUGCGUGAAGUUGAAAAUGGAGCAUGUCUAUCUAAGCAGUUGCUUGAAGCAGCAAACAUAUGCGAGGGUUUAAGUGGAAGGGCUUUAAGAAAGCUCCCUUUCCUCGCUCAUGCUUCUCUUGCCAAUCCUUACAGCUGUACUUGUACCAAGUUUGUCUUAACGCUAAUAGAGACAGCAAAAAGCGAGUUGUCAGAGAAAAAUAGAUAACUUUUUUUAGCCUGGCCUUCGGUUACUUAUUUGCUGCAAAUAUCACGGGUACAAAAAUGUAUGUUUAAGCAAGUGCUGUGUUAAUGUUUUAGCAGAAUGAGCACGGCAUCAUGUAUUAUUGAAUUUUUUGACGAGUUACAUUUUACGGGGUCCAACACAGCUUGUAUAUCUAACGUCACAGAUAAAGUAUGGAAGCUAUGUAACGUUUAUUAAAUCUGUUAAUUAUGAUAUCACCAUUUUAUUAA
Molecule: messenger RNA, 1759 nt
Organism: Nymphaea colorata (pocket water lily)
Lineage: Eukaryota; Viridiplantae; Streptophyta; Magnoliopsida; Nymphaeales; Nymphaeaceae
Product: pachytene checkpoint protein 2 homolog
Exons: 14
Coding region: 123-1514 (463 amino acids)
Biological process (GO): meiotic recombination checkpoint signaling; reciprocal meiotic recombination
Cellular component (GO): nucleus; chromosome
Molecular function (GO): ATP binding; ATP hydrolysis activity
Source: RefSeq, a predicted model, not a curated record